UGCUUCAGACGAAGGUGGCUCACUUCACCAAAGAGUCGCCUCAACGUAAUGGAAGACACCGGUGGAAUCAAACAUGACAGCAGUGGUGAAAACACAGAGUCCAGCCCGUCCUGUUGAGUUCCUCCUGCCGACCAACAUCUCGGACCAUUCACAUGCAAAUUCAACUCAGUUUCAGGGUGACUUCCUGCCUUGGUCUUCCACAAGAGCAGAACGUGUUCUGUAUGUGACAGAGGCGAUGGCUUCCUACCAGUGUCACCCAUUGCCACAGAUGACCCGCACACCACAAAUGACCAGGCUUCGCACCAACUUCGAGAUGCAAACAGACCCAGAGGAAGUUGCUUUCCUCACCACCUACUCCCAGAAGUUUCAGGCUUGGCCCUUCCAGGUCCCUCCCACACCCAUCAGACCAACACAGGCCGUCAAGAACAACCAGCAUGUGGAAAAGCUUCCAGAAAGCACCAACAGAUCCACUUUCACGCCACACCACAGUCCCUCUAUUGUAAAAGCCACUGCAAAACAUCUGGACGGCUUCCCCACAAUAAAAGGGGAUGAGCGCCAUCGCAGCUUCGUCUCGCAUUACAACGACACCUUCCAGGGAGCCUGGAGCAGAGCUGCUCAACCUGUGGACCAGCACUCCUCCUCAGUGAUUAUCGGUGACCCUGUGACGACUGUGGAGAGAGAAACAACCCACAGUGCGUCAUUCAGCCGGCCCACAGCCUGCAGGCCACGAGUGGUCAAAGAGCAUUUGAAGAUCAACCUUGGAAAUUUCUCAAAGAACCCUUGGUCCUCUACUUCCAAAGAAACUUAUUGUCCUCACAAGCUGGGCGGUCCAGUUGUGCUGACAAGGAGAAACAAAACCUCCAGUUCCUUACCCAGUGGAGACACUGAUACGAGUCGCAACAGAGAGAGAAUGUCGCUCACCACUAACAGAGUGUCCUUCUCUGAUCCGACCCCUCCACAGCCUCCAGUGUAUGUGCAUGGGUCUGACCUGAUGACCAAAAGCAAUGUACAGUUCAGCCCAGCGCUUACAUCAGGCCUGUACUACACAACCACAGCAAAGCAUCACUACGGCAGAAAACAGGUAGAGCCGGCCCGGCCAGCCAUCCAGUUCCGGAGCAACAUACUGACUGGGCCAGAGCCUGGGCCAAACCUCAGCACCACCCAGGCUGACUUUCUCCCUCUGAGGGCCUGUAAACAGACACCUUGUCUGUUACUGCAGCAGAGUCACAUCAGGUUUCCACUGGCUGAGCCCCACUUCAGCACCACCCACAGUGAAGACUACACAUUCAAACCUCUGAUCGUGCAGCAGCCAGGCUGCAGCCACUUCCUCUCUCAUAUUGUCAUGAAGUGA
Molecule: messenger RNA, 1351 nt
Organism: Hippoglossus stenolepis (Pacific halibut)
Lineage: Eukaryota; Metazoa; Chordata; Actinopteri; Pleuronectiformes; Pleuronectidae
Exons: 8
Coding region: 74-1351 (425 amino acids)
Source: RefSeq, a predicted model, not a curated record